Molecule: messenger RNA, 2887 nt
Organism: Camelina sativa (false flax)
Lineage: Eukaryota; Viridiplantae; Streptophyta; Magnoliopsida; Brassicales; Brassicaceae
Product: pentatricopeptide repeat-containing protein At3g02330, mitochondrial
Biological process (GO): RNA modification
Molecular function (GO): protein binding; RNA binding
Source: RefSeq, a predicted model, not a curated record
UACCACGGCUGAGGUUUAUGACUCAUGGCAGAGUAUCUCCGAUUCUUGCAUAUGACCAAAGCAGUGGUUUCAUUCAAACGAUUUCUUCCAGAGAAAAUUUCAUACCGAAGAGUUCCAACCUUUUCUUAUUUUACGGAUUUUGUGACUCAAGUGAACUCAGCUAGCACGACCAACUUUUCCUUUGUUUUCAAGGAAUGUGCCAAGCAAGGAGCGUUAGAGCUGGGAAAGCAAGCUCAUGCUCAUAUGAUCUUAUCUGGGUUUCGUCCGACUACGUUCGUGCUGAAUUGUUUGCUUCAAGUUUACACAAAUUCUCGAGAUUUCGUGUCUGCUUCUAUGGUGUUCGACAAAAUGCCGCUGAGAGAUGUUGUUUCUUGGAACAAAAUGAUCAAUGGUUACGCCAAGAGUAAUGACAUGGCUAAAGCGAGUUCUUUCUUCGAUAUGAUGCCUGUGAGAGAUGUCGUGUCGUGGAACUCAAUGCUUUCUGGGUAUCUACAGAACGGUGAGAGUUUGAAAUCUAUUGAGAUUUUCCUUGACAUGGGGAGGGCAGGUAUUGAGUUUGAUGGUAGAACUUUUGCAAUCAUACUUAAAGUGUGUUCCUUUUUAGAAGAAACCAGUUUAGGAAUGCAGAUUCAUGGGGUUAUUGUUCAAGUGGGUUGUGAUACUGAUGUGGUUGCUGCAAGUGCUUUGUUGGAUAUGUAUGCAAAAGGUAAGAGAUUUUACGAGUCUCUUAGAGUGUUUCAAGGUAUUCCGGAUAAGAACUCUGUCUCUUGGAGUGCUAUAAUCGCUGGCUGUGUUCAGAAUAACUUGUUGUCCCUUGCUUUGAAGUUUUUUAAGGAGAUGCAAAAGGUAAAUGCUGGAGUGAGCCAGUCAAUUUACGCUAGCGUCUUGAGGUCAUGUGCUGCGUUAUCCGAAUUGAGAUUAGGUGGUCAGUUACAUGCUCAUGCCUUAAAGUCAGAUUUUGCAACAGAUGGUAUAGUGAGGACGGCAACGUUGGAUAUGUACGCAAAGUGUGAUAAUAUGCAAGAUGCUCAAAUUUUGUUUGACAAGUCAGAAAAUCUUAAUAGACAAUCUUAUAACGCAAUGAUUACUGGUUAUUCGCAGGAAGAACAUGGUUUUAAAGCUCUAUGGUUGUUUCACCGUCUCAUGUCCUCGGGUCUUGGUUUCGACGAAAUAAGUUUAUCAGGAGUGUUCAGGGCUUGUGCCUUGGUGAAAGGUCUUUCAGAGGGGCUUCAGCAUUAUGGUUUGGCGAUAAAAAGCAACUUAUCGGUAGAUGUUUGUGUUGCAAAUGCUGCUAUUGACAUGUAUGGGAAAUGUCAAGCUCUGUCUGAAGCCUUUCGUGUAUUUGAUGAGAUGAGAAGAAGAGAUGCUGUGUCUUGGAAUGCGAUUAUAGCAGCACAUGAACAGAACGGAAAAGGAUGUGAAACACUUUCUCUUUUUGUCUCCAUGCUCCGUUCUAGGAUCGAACCUGAUGAGUUUACCUAUGGAAGCGUAUUGAAAGCUUGUGCUGGUGGUUCUUUGGGUUACGGUAUGGAGAUUCAUUCCAGCAUUGUCAAAUCAGGAAUGACUUCUAAUUCCUCUGUUGGAUGCUCUCUGAUUGAUAUGUAUUCAAAGUGUGGAAUGAUAGAAGAAGCGGAGAAGAUACAUAGUCGAUUGUAUUUAGGAGCCGAUGUCUCGGAAGAGCUUGAAAAUAUACACAAUAAGAGACUGCAGGAAAUGUGUGUUUCAUGGAAUUCAAUCAUUUCCGGAUAUGUAUUGAAGGAACAAAGUGAGGAUGCUCAGAUGCUUUUUACCCGGAUGAUGGAGAUGGGUAUAACUCCUGACAAAUUUACUUAUGCAACGGUUCUUGAUACCUGUGCGAAUCUUGCUUCCACUGGAUUAGGUAAACAGAUUCAUGCUCAGGUCAUCAAGAAAGAAUUGCAAUCUGAUGUGUAUAUCUGCAGCACCCUCGUUGAUAUGUACUCGAAAUGUGGAGAUCUUCAUGAUUCAAGAUUGAUGUUUGAGAAGGCAAGGAGAAGAGAUUUUGUGACCUGGAACGCCAUGAUUUGCGGGUAUGCACAUCAUGGGAAAGGAGAGGAAGCCAUACAACUGUUUGAGAGAAUGAUAGUAGAAAACAUAAAACCGAAUCAUGUAACUUUCAUAUCGAUACUCCGAGCUUGUGCUCAUAUGGGUCUAAUUGACAAAGGACUCGAGUACUUCUACAUGAUGAAGAGAGAUUAUGGCUUGGAUCCUCAGCUACCUCAUUACUCGAACAUGGUAGAUAUCUUAGGAAAAUCCGGAAAAGUCAGGAGAGCAUUAGAGCUUAUUCGAGAGAUGCCGUUCGAAGGAGACGAUGUUAUAUGGAGAACCUUGUUAGGAGUCUGCACGAUACAUAGAAACAAUGUAGAGAUUGCAGAAGAAGCAACUGCUGCUCUGUUGAGAUUGGAUCCACAAGACUCUUCAGCUUAUACUCUUUUAUCAAAUGUAUACGCAGAUGCAGGAAUGUGGGAAAAGGUUUCAGAUUUGAGAAGAAGUAUGAGAGGCUUUAAGCUUAAGAAGGAGCCUGGUUGCAGUUGGGUUGAGCUCAAAGAUGAGCUUCAUGUGUUUCUCGUUGGAGAUAAGGCUCAUCCUAGAUGGGAAGAGAUCUAUGACGAGCUUGGUUUGGUUUAUAGCGAAAUGAAACCGUUUGGUGAUUCUUCUCUAGAACCUGAGGUUGAAGAAGAAGAACAGAACCAAUGGUGCUACUAAUAAAUGUGUUUACUCAGGUAACUGAUGUGGGUGUAUUUACUUGAGUAAUUUUUUUCUACCAUUAAUGUGUAACAUGUGUUCAAUGUAAAUUUGUGUAAUUUUGUUCCAAAUAAUUACAGUAUGAUAGUGACAUUUAUAAGAAAGAGGUUUCAAUUCAAUAAAA